Molecule: messenger RNA, 2513 nt
Organism: Ornithorhynchus anatinus (platypus)
Lineage: Eukaryota; Metazoa; Chordata; Mammalia; Monotremata; Ornithorhynchidae
Gene: SEMA3F
Product: semaphorin 3F
Exons: 18
Coding region: 45-2456 (803 amino acids)
Biological process (GO): axon guidance; negative regulation of axon extension involved in axon guidance; negative chemotaxis
Molecular function (GO): chemorepellent activity; semaphorin receptor binding
Source: RefSeq, a predicted model, not a curated record
UGGAGGGUCAUCUCUGCCACUCAGAUCCACGGAAUCGCCCCACCAUGCCCGCCUCUGGCCUCUUAUUCUGGGCCUCCCUGCUGACUGUGGCCUGGCGGGCUGCCCACUCCAAGGACUACCUCUUCGCCACACCUCGGGUCCAACUUUCCUUUAAAGCCCUGAAGGCAACAGGUACAGCUCACUUCUUCAACUUCCUACUCAACACCACUGACUACCGCAUUCUACUGAAGGAUGAGGACCAUGACCGAAUGUACGUGGGCAGCAAAGACUACAUCCUCUCUCUGGACCUGCACGACAUCAACCGAGAGCCCCUCAUUAUCCACUGGGCGGCCUCCCCACAGAGGAUCGACGAGUGUAUCCUGUCGGGAAAAAACAGCAAUGGGGAAUGCGGGAAUUUUAUCCGUCUCAUCCAGCCCUGGAACCGGACUCACCUUUACGUCUGUGGCACCGGCGCCUACAACCCCGUCUGCACCUUCGUCAACCGCGGGCGCAAGGCACAGGCCGUUGAGUUGACCCAAACCCUCCAGCCGGGAGGACGGGGCAGCAGAGCUGCGGAAACAUCUUCUGUCAUCCCAACUCCAGCGGAACACAAGGACUACAUCUUCUACCUGGAGCCAGAGAAGCUGGAGUCAGGAAAGGGAAAGUGCCCAUAUGACCCCAAGGUGGACAGUGUCUCUGCUCUGAUCAAUGAGGAGCUCUAUGCGGGAGUCUACAUAGACUUCAUGGGCACCGACGCCGCCAUUUUCCGUACCCUGGGCAAGCAGACAGCCAUGCGCACCGACCAGUACAACUCCCGCUGGCUGAAUGACCCUUCAUUUGUCCACGCCCAGCUCAUCCCCGACAGCGCCGAGAGGAAUGAUGACAAACUCUACUUUUUCUUUCGGGAGAAAUCGACCGACGCUCCCCAGAGCCCAGCCGUCUACUCCCGCAUCGGUCGCAUCUGCCUGAACGACGAUGGGGGCCACUGCUGCCUUGUCAACAAGUGGAGCACCUUCCUGAAGGCCCGGCUCAUCUGCUCCGUACCCGGCCCUGAUGGCAUCGAGACCCACUUUGACGAGCUACAGGCCGUAUUUGUGCAGCAGACUCAGGAUGUGAAGAAUCCCAUCAUCUAUGCGGUUUUUGCCUCCUCAGGCUCUGUGUUCAAAGGCUCGGCGGUCUGUGUGUACUCCAUGGCUGACAUCCGAAUGGUCUUCAAUGGGCCUUUCGCCCACAAGGAGGGGCCCAAUUACCAAUGGAUGCCUUUCACGGGCAAGAUGCCCUACCCUCGUCCAGGCACCUGCCCCGGGGGAACCUUCACGCCAUCCAUGAAGUCGACCAAGGACUACCCAGACGAGGUCAUCAACUUCAUGCGCAGCCAUCCGCUGAUGUACAACCCCGUGUACCCACUGCAGCGCCGGCCCCUGGUGGUCAGGACCAAUGCCCACUACCGUUUCACCACCAUCGCCGUAGACCAGGUGGACGCGGCCGACGGGCGCUAUGAGGUGCUUUUCCUGGGCACAGACCGUGGAACUGUGCAGAAGGUGAUUGUGCUGCCCAAGGACGACAUGGAGACGGAGGAGCUGAUGCUGGAGGAGGUGGAAGUCUUCAAGGUUCCAGCUCCUAUAAAGACCAUGACCAUCUCUUCCAAGAGGCAACAACUGUACGUAGCCUCGGCUGUGGGGGUGACCCACCUGGGCCUGCACCGCUGCCAUGCUUAUGGGGUGGCCUGUGCCGACUGCUGCCUUGCCCGCGACCCCUACUGCGCCUGGGAUGGCAAGUUCUGCUCUCGCUACUCCGCCUCCUCCAAGAGACGGAGCCGACGCCAGGAUAUUCGGCACGGGAACCCCAUUCGCCAGUGCCGCGGCUUCAACUCCAACGUCAGUAAGAACACAGUGGAGUCGGUGCAGUACGGGGUGGAGGGCAGCACAGCCUUCCUCGAGUGCCAACCCCGCUCCCCACAGGCCACCGUCAAAUGGCUGCUUCAGAAGGAUGCCAGCGACCGGAGGAAGGAGAUGCGUUCCGAGGGCCGGGUGUUAAAGACAGAGCAGGGGCUCCUGCUGCGUGCCCUGCAGCUGGCCGACGGAGGGCAAUACACCUGCACGGCCACAGAGAACAACUUCAAGCACACGGUGACACGGGUGCAGCUGCACGUGCUGAGCCGCGAGGCUGUCCGUGCUGUGCUCGCCCAGGCCGAGGCCUCCGUCCCUCUGUCUCCCGGGAACGCCGCCGCCGCCGCCGCCGCCGCCGCUGCCAGUCUGCGGGCUCCCGGCCCCCCCACGCCUCCUUACCAGGAGCUGGCCCAGCUCCUCGCCCAGCCGGAGAUGGGACUCAUCAAUCAAUACUGCCAGGGUUACUGGCGCCACACCCCGCCCAGCCACAAGGAGGGGCUGGCAGGCCUCAAGGCCAAGGAGCUACAGGACCAGAAGAAACCUCGAAACCGCCGGAAUCACCCUCCAGACACCGACCGACUCACAUGAAACUACCGCUGCUCCCGCUCUGGGGACUGUGAUCACAUCUCUAUAACCCUCCCCUCC